UGAUUGAAUGUACUGGUGGUUAGAAGAUGUGCACAAAUAAAUGUUUAGGGGCAUGAAAAAAAGUAGAAGUGCUUUUUAAAGCUUGAGGAAGGAUGUGAAAUCAGUUAGAACAGCCUUCAACACCACACAAAUUCUUUCAUCGGUCAGAAUUUAACAAGUGCUGUAGAAAGGACGACGUGACGGAAAGAAAAAGAUCUGGCUUUGAGUUUGAGGAAUUCUGAGACAUGAAUGUACUAAUAAUCAUUGUAUUGCUCUUCCCACUAAAUGCCAAAGGGACUACUAAAAGUAUUCCAACAACAUCUCAAGGUCCCUCAGUCAAAGAGAAUACAAAUGCAUAUCACCAAAAAACAGUCACAGAUUCAUCUUCUACCAAAACUUCCUUCAAUAAACCUGGUGAUCUGAAAAAUGCCAGUAAUUCCACUAACAAGACCGAAACUACUGUGGCCCUAAACAAAUGUGGACAUGGAACUGGCAGCUCAGUUAAAGACAAACAAUUUAGGUUUUUUCAGGAUUUGGACCUAAAGACAUUUCUCACAUUUUUGUCGGGAGUGAUUUGUUCAACACUUAUUUUCUCUACUGUGUUGUUCUUUGUAGCCAUCUGCAACAGAUGCAGAGCAAAAGAUGCAAACAAAAACAAAGAAAGUAUUGCCUUAAAGGAUGUUAAACAUGAAGAUGAACUACUGGUGAUGCAGACUGAAGAAGAUAAGGUAGAUGACAAGGACCCUCUUCAAGUACAGACUCCUGCUGACGUCUCCACAAAGACAUCUGGAACUGAAGAAGAGAGGAAGCUCUUAGGAAAGGAACAUACAGAAGGAGCAAGAGUAGUGUCUGAAGUUGACUACGCCUCUAUCAACUACUCACUUUUACAGAAGAAGAAAGACGGAGACUUAAAUCCAAAACAAGCAGAGAGUGAUUAUGCAGAGAUUCAGAUAAAAAAGCCAAAUGAAGGAGAGGAAGUUCAGACCGUGCAGCAUGGACUGGAGAAAGAUGAAGUGGUUCAAGAAGGAGCAAUGCAAGAUGGAGGGGAUCAAGGCAUAGAAGAUGGGAUGGAAAGUGAAAAGCAAGCGGAGUUAGAGGAAGUCCAGGUUUAACAGGGAUAGUUUCUCAGUACAGUAUGGUUUAUCGUUAAGAAGGACAGUGAAGAAUGGCUCUGGCAUUUUAACUAUGAAUAAUUCUGUGAAAUUGUUGCUAUUUACGUUCUUAGCAUUUCAAGUUUCAUUUACCUUGAACAGUACAAAAUAUUUGCAUUACUAGCUUGUAAACCCAUCUAUGUUUUUCAGUUUGUUUGUUUCUAUUCUUCUUUUUCUGAACACUGAAAACACACUUCCCCUAUUUUGAAGCUAUGUACAGUACAGACAGUUUGUCGAUUGCCGUAGCAAAGAGCACAAGAGCUUGUUGAAAAAGUAGCAAAGAGCACAAAACAAUGUGUUUUGUGUGUGUGAGAGAGAGAGAGAGAGAGAGAGAGAGAGAGAGAGAGAGAUUAUGACUGGUGUUGUUUAUUGUGUUUGUUGCCUUUUUGGACUCCUUUAUCAUUUGUAAUGUUGCUCCCAUUUAAAACAGUUCAGUUCAAGCCCAUUUUUAGGGUCAAGAUUGAGGACAAUGUCCCGUCCAGAGACAAGCUGUUUCGAUGGUUCAAAUGACCAUCGAAAAUACCCUCUCUAAUGAAUGUUUUUUUUUUAUAUUGGUUGUUGCGUUAAAUCUUACCCAGAUAGUGCUAUUUUCUCAUUGGUUAUUGUGUAGUCUCUUUUUUUGAUUGGCUGAUAAGUGUCAGGCUCGACUAAGAACUCCAGCGGAGACGCGCUUGAUUCCUGCCCGGUUCCAUAGAGACAGCGGUGCGGACGGAUUCAUUUUGGGCGCUGUGGCAGAUUAAAUAUGAUAAAUAGUCAACAAGUUUUUCUGCGUGAGAAAUACAAUGUGUGGCGGGAGCGUGACAAAAGACCCAAAUACGUGACUGUCACUCUCAAUGUGUGACACUUAACAGCUCUGCAAAAAUAAAUAAAUAAAAAAUACCACAGGCUCCAUUGAAUAGUAGUAUUGGAAAUUAUUGAAAAAAAAUCUCACGAAUACACAAUUUCUUAAAAAAUAUAUAAUCAUUGCGAGUCUAUAGCAGGUUUUGAAUAAAAUCAUACACUGUAAAUAUGUACUCUUCUUUUUUAUUCACUGAUGGUUGAGAUUGAAUGAAAUAAAGAAACAUUUAGUCUCAUAAACUGAGCUGUUUUAUCUAAGGAAUAAAACAUUUGGGUGUU
Messenger RNA from Tachysurus vachellii, 2246 nucleotides. RefSeq lists its product as uncharacterized. The transcript is spliced from 8 exons. Bases 225 to 1091 code for a protein of 288 amino acids. The record is from RefSeq and is a predicted model, not a curated record. Lineage: Eukaryota; Metazoa; Chordata; Actinopteri; Siluriformes; Bagridae.